Punctularia strigosozonata HHB-11173 SS5 is the source of this 1330-nucleotide messenger RNA. RefSeq names its product thiolase. NCBI's taxonomy places the organism in Eukaryota, Fungi, Basidiomycota, Agaricomycetes, Corticiales, Punctulariaceae. The coding region runs from base 1 to 1245 and encodes 414 amino acids. Gene Ontology annotation, biological process: phenylacetate catabolic process; fatty acid beta-oxidation. The record is from RefSeq and is a predicted model, not a curated record. Gene Ontology annotation, molecular function: acetyl-CoA C-acyltransferase activity. Gene Ontology annotation, cellular component: peroxisome. The transcript has 6 exons.
AUGGCGGCCAUUUCGAAUCGUAUCUCUCAGCUUACGGGCCUCGGCAAAGGCAAGCUUCUUGUCCAACACGACGACGACGUGGUUAUCGUGGCUGCGUUGCGGACCCCCAUAACUAAGGCCAAGAAAGGCGGCUUCAAGGACACUCGUCCAGAGGAACUGCUCUCGGCUGCGUUACGGGCGGUGUACACCAGCGUUAACCUCGACCCCAAGCUCAUUGAGGAUAUCGCUGUCGGGAACGUGCUCCCAGCUGGCGGAGGGGCGACUGCCGCUCGGAUGGCCUCUCUUCAUGCAGGAAUCCCAAACACCUCCGCCAUCAAUACCAUUAACCGACAGUGCUCCUCCGGGCUCGCUGCCGUCAACCAGAUCGCAAACCAGAUUUCUCUGGGUCAAAUCGACAUUGGCAUUGGCGCCGGCGUCGAGUCCAUGACCUUCGGUUACGGUCCUGGAGCUCAACCUUCUGGUUACUCCGAAGCCGUCCUGUCUAACGCCGAGGCCGAGGAUUGUUUGCUGCCGAUGGGGAUUACGUCAGAAAACGUUGCAGCCGACUACUCGAUAUCCCGCCAGAGUCAGGACGAGUUCGCUGCGAAAUCGUUCCAGAAGGCCGCUGCCGCACAAGCGUCGGGAAAAUUCAAGGAUGAGAUCGUACCCGUUCGCGUCAAAUGGACGGAUCCCAAGACCGAAGAGGAGAAAGUCAUCACCGUUGAGCAUGAUGAUGGUGUUCGCGCCGGCGUCACGGCAGAAAGUCUGGCGAAGCUCAAGCCUGCAUUUUCACCCACCGGUAGCACCCAUGCAGGCAACGCAUCCCAAGUUUCAGACGGUGCCGCUGCCGUUCUACUCGCACGACGCUCAGUAGCGAGGCGACUCGGUUUGCCGAUAAUCGGCAAGUUCGUGACCGCGGUCGCGGUUGGUGUGCCUCCGAGGAUCAUGGGUGUCGGACCUGCUUUCGCGAUACCGAAGGCUCUAGAGAAGGCCGGGUUGAAGAAAGAUGAAGUCGAUUUUUACGAAAUCAACGAGGCCUUCGCCAGCCAAGCCGUCUUCAGCGUUCAACAUCUCGGUAUACCCUUCGAAAAGGUCAACCUCAACGGGGGUGCUAUCGCUAUCGGACAUCCACUUGGAUGCACUGGCGCACGGCAAAUAGCUACCGGGCUGAACAUCGCCAAGCAAACCGGAGCCAAAAUUUUCGUCACAAGCAUGUGCAUUGGUUCUGGCAUGGGUAUGGCUGGUGUAUUUGUUAGCGAGCAAUGAGCUUCUGCUGAAUGAACGCUAUGUGUAUCAUAUCUUUCGAGGAUGCAUUAUUACGUACCUUUGGAGAUUAUAUUAUCAAUCAGCG